AUGUCGCUCCGGCUGUUCAGGCGGUUGCUCAAGCUUUCCAACACGUUGCCGAGUGCGAAACAGCAGACUGGAUCUUUUUGGCAGAAACCUCACUUCACCACAACGAUCAAGAUGAGCUCUCUUGGCGGCGCGGGAAUCAGCACAGGUCUGUAUGCUGCAGUGAGCAAUCCGAGCCAGAUCGCUGCGCAGCCCGAGGAGGCAGCAGCCAAGGCACAUCAUCUGAAGGACGGCAAGGGAUUCACGAAUCCAUGGGACAGCUAUACUGAGCUGAGUCCUUUCCAGAUGAUAUGGGGUAUCUUUUCGCGCAAAAUCACAGGCCAAACCAACAAACCAGACACCACACCCCCCACUGUCCCUGUUCGCACGCCUACCUUUCUGUCUACUCGCCAAACGCCCAAGCUGAGAGCUACCUGGCUGGGCCAUGCGUGCUACUACGUCGAGUUCCCUGGCGGACUGCGCGUCUUGUUCGACCCCGUGUUUGAAGACUGCUGCGCGCCGAUUCAUCUCAAGAGUUUGAAGCGCUUCACGCCGCCGCCGUGCGAGCUCGAGGAUCUGCCCGCCGUGGAUAUCGUCGUCAUAAGCCACAACCACUACGACCACCUCAGCUACCCUACCAUACAGCGUCUGCAGAAGAAGUUCCCCGACGCGCACUACUUUGCGCCGCUGGGGAACAAGGUGUGGUUCGACAAGUGCGGCGUGCAGAACAUGACCGAGCUGGACUGGUGGGAGACACGCGACGUGAAGCUGGAGGCCGUGAAAGCAGACGAUAAGAGCGACCGCACGGGAUCCGUCGCGGUGAGCGAAGCCGGCGUCAAGGGCGGUAUCGCGGCGACGAUAGGCGCCCUCCCCUGCCAGCACGUCAGCGCGCGCACGCCCUUUGACAAAUGCAAGACGCUGUGGGCAAGCUGGAGCGUGGAAUCCGGCGGCUCCAAAGUGUAUUUCGCUGGCGACACAGGCUACCGCACCGUCCCCUCACUCCCCAAAGAUACGGAUGACUACGGCCCCGAAUUCGCCCACCUCCCCGUCUGCCCAGCCUUUGCGCAAAUCGGCACACACCGCGGCCCCUUCGACCUGGGCCUGAUCCCCAUCGGCGCCUACGAACCCCGCUGGCUGUUCAGCGCCAUGCACGCCAACCCCAAGGACAGCGUCAACAUCUUCGUCGAUACCAAGUGCAGCCAGGCGCUGGGCAUGCAUUGGGGGACCUGGGUCCUAACUGAGGAGGAUGUCCUUGAGCCGCCGAGGAAACUAAAAGAGGCGUUGGUCUGGAAGGGGGUGGAGGAGGGGCGGUUCGGGGUCUGCGAUAUUGGCGAGACGAGGGAGUUUGAGAGCGGGGUGUGA
Ascochyta rabiei is the source of this 1338-nucleotide messenger RNA. RefSeq lists its product as uncharacterized. The record is from RefSeq and is a predicted model, not a curated record. Bases 1 to 1338 code for a protein of 445 amino acids. NCBI's taxonomy places the organism in Eukaryota, Fungi, Ascomycota, Dothideomycetes, Pleosporales, Didymellaceae. Gene Ontology annotation, cellular component: membrane-bounded organelle; cytoplasm. The transcript has 3 exons. Gene Ontology annotation, biological process: N-acylphosphatidylethanolamine metabolic process; N-acylethanolamine metabolic process. Gene Ontology annotation, molecular function: zinc ion binding; N-acylphosphatidylethanolamine-specific phospholipase D activity.